GAAUGGCCAUAUGAUGACACAUCGCAAUAAGAAGCCAUACGAAUGCAAAGCCGAAGGCUGUGGUAAAUCAUACUGUGACGCACGUUCAUUGCGACGUCACACUGAGAAUCAUCAUUCGGGUAUUAUAACUCCACAAAAUCAAACACUCUCACCGAAUUCUGGUACACCGACCGGACUGAGCCUUUCGCCGGCAACAGCAAGCGGAGACGCCAGCUCCCCUGACGGUGCCACUUGCAUACGCACUUACAUCUCUUCAGGUGGUACUAUUGUUGAUGCUGCGACUGGUGUGGCGCUUACUGAAGAGCAAAUAAAAUCCAUCAAUUUACCCAUUAAAACUGGUGUAACGCUACUCUCGCCAACAUCCACGUCGUCUGCGUCGUCCAUGGGCGGCGUAUCUUUACCCGCCUCAUCGCCAACAAUUGCCCUCACUGAGACAAGUCUUGUAGAUGCUGGCGAAGGUCUCACUCGUGAACAAUUGGAUUUGAUAAGUAAGAUCAUGCAACAGACGAAGCAGACCAGCGCACAGGUGACGGUCUCAUCGCCAACCAGUGUCAAUUCGUACAAAGUAGAUACGAAUCUGUCUUCGACUGCACUAGAUGCGGCGAGUCCGCAACAUGCGGCUGCUGGAGCAUCAAAUCGUCCGCGUACAUGGAAUAUGCAAUUGUUAAAUACCACCCAAAAUGUAUCCAUCACGGUUGAUGAAACCAACUCCGACGCAACGUCCAGCACAGCAACUUCACCCAUCGAAGCCAAGGAGGAGGAAAUUAAUCAACAAUUUGUAGCCGCCAUCAAUCCGCACCUUUUAAACAUCGUCAAAAUGGACCAGAAGCCUGUUGAGUGCAAUUUGUGCCAUCGUAAAUUUAAGAACAUACCAGCACUUAACGGACACAUGCGGCUACAUGGCGGCUAUUUUAAAAAAGAUCCGGAAACUAAAAAGGCCGAGAAGAAAGAACAUAGCGGUCCACCGCUACAAACGGCCAGUAUUGGCGUGCGGGCGCUGAUUGAAGAGAAAAUCAUAAGCAAACGCAAAGAUAUGAACAAGGGUGCCUUCGUAGUUCCUGCACCACCCAGUAGUGUAUCCAGCACAUCCACAAUCCGACGAUCGAUUAGCGAUCUAGAAAGUUUCCUUAGUCCAAAAUCACACAACAAUAAUGGUGGUGGUAAUAUUGCCAACAGUAGCAGUGCCAAUUCUCCCAACCAGACCUCGACCACCGCCACCACCACCACCACAGCCACCAUGCUACCUGCUGCAUCAACAAUCAAGAAUUAUAAUGGUGGCUUGCAGCAAAUCGGUAUGACGCAGGGCAUAGAGAUUUUCAGUACAAAACAACAAAAGGCAAGCGGUAACGUUAGCCUUGGCUUGGGCGUAGGCUUUAGUGCGGCUCUGCAAACAACUAAUUCAACGAUGAAUCCGUCAACGACCAAAUCAACAGCAACGACAAAUACAACGACUACAAAAGGCACUUCGACCGAUCCAAAAGAUUCAACGCUCAUUGAGUUAUUAAAGCGCGGCACCCGUAUAGCCGUCACUGCCAAGAAGCCACUAAAUAGUACAAACGCAAUUACAAAUAUUGGAAGCAACAACAACGGCAGCGGCGGAUCACGGCAGAUAAUCACAAAUAAUAAUCGCACCGUGAUUAUCCCGUCCGAUGUGCAGGUCCUGCCCACCCGCAUAGCUAAGUCCAGUGCUAAUGCGUCACGAACUUCUACUCCCGGCUCUAUAGCUCUGGCCGACACGACGCCACUUUCGCUCACCAUUUCCCAAAGUGGAGACAGUAGUAUGGGAGGCGACGUAUACACAGUUACCUAUAGCAGCGAUACAUCUGGCUUUUUCGAUGAUGCCGAGGUCUACAACGUCGCUGAUACGGAUAUGCUGCUGCAGACAGUAGAUACAAUGCAGUUGCUCAACGAUGACUCACAACAGCUGAAAAGCGAACAUUCCGAACACUUUGGCGCUGUGACCGGUGUAAGCAUCGCGGGAGGCGAUCAAAUUGAUAACGGUGGCAAUUGCGCUCAGACCGAAUACUUAAAGUUAGAAGUCGACGGUGUUAAUGUAAAUGCCAUGUCCAACACUUUACCCACUUUCCAACAAUUCCAUUCCAAAGAGCUCAUCAUGCAGAAUAGUGCCCAGAUACAGGCUGUGACUAGUAUGCGAUCCAAUUCGCAUCAAUUGGGUACGAUGUCCUCACCGAUAAACUCUCCACUUGCAUAUCCCACGCCGCCCUCUAGUCACGAAAAUAUGACACAAUCUUCGCCAUACGUAGAGGAUGGACACCAGUAUUCGGAAGUGGCCAACGCUUUUUUUAAUGACAAAUGUAGCGCAGACUUUCUCGCACAGUCAGCCACUGAAGUGACCUUCUUCAAAGGCAGUGACAAUCAGCAUGAGCUUACCGAUACCGAGAAGAUACUAAAGCUAAAGACGGUGCUAGAAGAGAGUGCCUUUGAUGGAUCCAUUAAGGUCGAAGAUUUAUUAAAUGGUGCGCAAGAUGACGACGCCGAAUGUGAUUUACGCGAUUUUGCUGAUACAAAUCUGGCCUUCUUGGAUGAGGAUCAAGAGUUUCUGAAUGAUUCGCGAAAUGCAACUUCGCCACUUCCAGAAUCUUUCUUUACAGGCAGCAUUGGAACGGCGGACGAAGUCAAAGAAGUAUUACGCGAUGUGCUGCCUGACGAAAACAUAAAUCUCAAUUGUGAAGAGCAGUCCGGCGAAAACAUUAUUGAUCUGUACUAUCUGCCCGGUUUGGGUUUGCAAUCGCAGAUGAUGCCCAACUCAGACGAUCCAUUGUUGUCCUCCUCUCCAAGAGACUUUGGCCAACAAAGGGGCCAAGUUAUACAGCCGACACAGCACGUGCAAGUCCAACAGCAGCAGCAGCAACAACUGCCACAACAACAACAGCAGCAGCAACAACAACAUCCACAUCAGCAAUCGCUAACACAAUCACAGUCAAUGCAACAGACCACGCAGCAAUUACUGUACGCGCAGCAAAUAGAGCAGCAGAUGCAGCAACAGCAGCAACAGCAGCAGCAGCAGCAGCAAAUGUCUGCUGGUGAAAGCUACGUUGGCAAUCACUAUACAGUCGGCGAAGGUAACGCUUCGAAUACGACGCUUCAGUACAAUCUACAGAAUCUACCGCAAGUACAAAACCAACAACAGUUUGUUGAAGCCAACACGCCGAUCCAGCAUGUGUCCACGCUCGAUGGCAGCAUUUUGCACCAACAACUGGUAUUCACAGGCUCAACGGAUAAGCAGGAAAUACACAUAACAGGACAACAUGGCGAUAUCGGGCUUCUGUCAACCAACUGCACUCUCAAUACCGACACUAAUAUUUACUUCGCCAGCAACACUAAUAAUUCCAGCAAUUCUAUGUCAGUAUUGCAACAGGCCGGAAAUCAUGCAAACGUCAGCAAUAUAGCAUCAUCCUCAUCAGCUUGUCUGCCGCCUGUGGCAUCCACGGUUAUUUCUACGCUACAACCCCUCUCCAACCAAACCAAUUCCAUACUAAAGCGACGCCUGCGACCUCAUAAUUCCAAUGAUUCCAGUAGCUCGCAAAGUUUUGCUAAAUACCAUCCGUUGUCGCCGUAUCGCUCUAAACUGCGCAAACCUUCACGCACGCACUACACACCUGCGCCCAUACUCAACCCCGAUCGAAAAGGUGUCGGUCUUUAUUGCAGCGUGCGAAAGCAACUCAAUACAGGAAUGCUCGGUUUUGAUAGUUUUGACGAUGAUUUUGACGAUCCGGUUGGAUUAGUGGACUUUUCCGACGAAUCCAAAGUUAAUCUAGGCUCAGCUUAUCAAGCGCAAAUACCACCCUGCCGCGUGCGUAUACAAAGUGCGAGUAGCGAUGCCACAACCGACGGUGAAAUGUGCAAAGACACCUCCUGCUUUGCGGUCGAGGAGCCUGUGGGUGCAGAUCAAUUAUGGGAUCCCACCGUACAAAUGGACGAGAAGAUAUUGAUGCGCUACAUUGACCUGAGUAAGUCGUCAGCGGUGCCGUUGGGCAGCCACUCCGAAGAGGUUGCGCUACAAACAUUGCUCACAGCACGCGGUAACCUGGCAGCAGCGGUACUAACCCUCUUGCAAACACAAUCGAAUGCAUUCCAAAUGAAGUGGACCGCUACGGAAUUGGAGGUGUUCUUGAAGGGCUUGGAACGGCAUGGCAAAGACUUUGGGCGCAUCGCGCAAGAGUUGGGUUCGAAGUCAACUGGUGAAUGUGUGCAAAUGUACUACUUUUGGAAAAAGCUAUGCGUCGACUAUAAAGUGACGCACCUGAAAACUGAAACGCCACCGCCGCCACCGGCAAAUGAUCCCAAGCCGUAUGUGUGUGAAGUGCCUGAUUGUUCGGCCAGCUUUACCUCAAAAGCUGCCCUGCAUGGCCAUACACGCAUACAUACGUACGGCAGAAACGCCAACAGCCAUAAUAACAACAACAAUAAUAACAACCAUCAUAAUCAUAACAGCAACAAUGCCACAGGCAACACAACUAAUACAAACGGUGCCACAAUAGGCGGCUCGACAACAACCCUCGCUCAACAGAGCAACAUCUCAGCAUCACAAUCGCAAACUCAAAAUGCCAAUGCGAUCGGAGCGUCGGUUAAAGACGGUAGUCAAAGCGGUGCGGGCAAUACCGCGAUUAGCGUCAACAAGGACACCGAUUUUCCCUGCAAGGUGUGCGGCAAAGUUUUUAAUAAAGUGAAGAGCAGAAGCGCCCAUAUGAAAACACAUCGUGUGCAAGAACAGCAACAGCAACAACUGCAACAACAGCAACAACUGCAACAACAGCAACAACAGCAACAGCAGCAGCAGCAACAACAACAACAACAACAUCAACAGCAGCAGCAAUCAGUUGUGGAUUUAACAUCCGCUGCAUCUAACGAUGCAGUUGUUCUCAAUGCUCACAGCCAAAAUCUAACUACAAAUAAAAGUCAGCAGCAUCAGCAGCAGCCGCCGAUUGAGCAAAUAUCCUGAACUUAGACACCCUUUCCCAGUAGUGACCACCACCCUGAUUGAUUACCUUCGAGACCACCAAAACCUAACGCAACACCCAGUUACGUACAGACCCAUUUAGUCACCAAGUGACAAAAACAAUGAAAUUCUCCACAGAUCCAAAAGUAAUCACUAGGAACAAAUCGUGAGAUUGCAACCAUGCAAUACGUUGUAUGUAAGUAAAAUGUAAGCAAAUUGUUAGUAAAUGCAUGUACAUACAUACAUAAGUAAAUGACAAGUAAAAAUCCAUUUGAAAUUUGAAACUGACAAUCGAAGUGUUAUUGAAAUGUAACCUUAAAGUUAAUUACAAUUAAAAUUAAGUUCAACGCUUAAUAAUAUUCAAAAUUAUUAAA
This is a messenger RNA of Rhagoletis zephyria (snowberry fruit fly), 5334 nucleotides long. RefSeq lists its product as uncharacterized. Gene Ontology annotation, cellular component: transcription regulator complex; histone deacetylase complex. The record is from RefSeq and is a predicted model, not a curated record. NCBI's taxonomy places the organism in Eukaryota, Metazoa, Arthropoda, Insecta, Diptera, Tephritidae. Gene Ontology annotation, biological process: negative regulation of DNA-templated transcription; regulation of transcription by RNA polymerase II. Gene Ontology annotation, molecular function: transcription corepressor activity.